This is a messenger RNA of Amborella trichopoda, 1257 nucleotides long. Its product is annotated as nifU-like protein 2, chloroplastic. Gene Ontology annotation, cellular component: mitochondrion; chloroplast stroma. Lineage: Eukaryota; Viridiplantae; Streptophyta; Magnoliopsida; Amborellales; Amborellaceae. Gene Ontology annotation, biological process: iron-sulfur cluster assembly. The record is from RefSeq and is a predicted model, not a curated record. Gene Ontology annotation, molecular function: iron-sulfur cluster binding; iron ion binding.
AAAUAUCACUUUGGCGGUGCAUGGUGCGUGUUGUUUGCUCCCAACUUCAUAUAAUUAAUCUCCACCGCAAGAGUGAGUGCGCAAAAAAAAAUCCAAAUUAUUACACAUAGAAAAACCAGGGGGCGAAUAAAGGGCAAAAAGUACCUAAAAAGGAAAGAGCUCCCGUGUUUUUUCCUCCCAGAAGUUGGAAACCUGAAUUUUGUCCUUCCUUCUCAAAGGACUGUAACUUUUUCCUUCCUCUUUUUUCCUUUGCAAUAUAAAUUAAAAAAAACUCCCAACUUUCCCUGGGUCUUCUUCGGAAUCACAGGGAUGCAGGCUGUUUCAGGAGUACCACAGGUGGUCGUAUCACCUUCCUAUGGCAGAGCUCAACAAGCUCUUGAAGCUUCUUCUUCUUCCACCUCUCUGCCCUUGCCUCUUCUAAAGAGAUCGAAUUUUCUGAGCCACGGCUGCGCUUCAGGCGAGCACAAACUGGGUUCGUCUCGUUUUCAUGUACAAAGUUAUAUGGGAAAACGCAGCAAGAGAAGGGGACAGAUCAUUGAAGCUGUUGCUACUCCAGAUUCAGAAGUGACAUUGCCAUUAACUGAAGAAAAUGUUGAGAGUGUGUUGGAUGAAGUUCGCCCUUAUUUAAUGUCAGAUGGGGGUAAUGUUGCAUUGCAUGAAAUUGAUGGGAAUGUUGUGAAAUUGAAGCUGCAAGGGGCGUGUGGCUCCUGCCCUAGUUCUGUGAUGACACUGAAGAUGGGAAUCGAACGUCGUCUAAUGGAGAAGAUUCCAGAAAUUGUUGCAGUUGAACCUAUUGCAGAUGAGGAGACAGGCCUUGAUCUAAAUGAAGAAAAUAUAGAGAAGGUACUUGAAGAAAUAAGACCUUACCUUGUAGGAACGGGUGGGGGAGAGCUUGAACUUGUCAAGAUCGAAGAACCUAUUGUGAAAAUUCGACUCUCAGGGCCUGCUGCAGGGGUAAUGACUGUGAGAGUGGCAGUUACACAGAAGUUGAGGGAAAAGAUACCAGCUAUUGCAGCUGUACAACUUCUAUAGAAGCACCGAAAUGUUUGUAGUCGCCAUGGGUUUCCUCUAGAAGAUUUUGCCAUGUGUGGUGGUUUUUCUCAUUUUGCCCGGUCUCAAGGUAGCCACAACUUUGAGACAUGGUUAUCAUGUAAUUAAUCUGUCUUAUGAAGUCAUUGUUGUCGUUUUUUCCCAUAUUUCGUGAUGAUGUAUCAUUGCCUAUGCAUUAUUUAUCGAGGGAAAGAUCUUUAGCCAUAA